Aureobasidium namibiae CBS 147.97 is the source of this 615-nucleotide messenger RNA. RefSeq lists its product as uncharacterized. The record is from RefSeq and is a predicted model, not a curated record. Gene Ontology annotation, cellular component: nucleus; cytosol. NCBI's taxonomy places the organism in Eukaryota, Fungi, Ascomycota, Dothideomycetes, Dothideales, Saccotheciaceae. Gene Ontology annotation, biological process: protein import into nucleus. The transcript has a single exon. Gene Ontology annotation, molecular function: nuclear import signal receptor activity. The coding region runs from base 1 to 615 and encodes 204 amino acids.
AUGUUUGGUCUUCUCAUCUCUGGCCGUCCAAUCGAUGCGCAACCACAGGCCAUUUCUCCAACGCAAUAUGCGUUCCAGGUGCCUUCGCGACCAGCCUUCAAUCAUAUCGCCGUCUUUUCCCUGCCUGGCAACGAACUGCCGCCAGAUGCCGCUGCUGCCAUCUUUAUUCAGAUUCCACCAUCGACCGAGUUCAAGCUGGUUGGCGCUCUGUCGUCGCUGAGGCCUUCGACCAUGUUCAAGAUCAACACUGCCAACAAUGUUGCGCCUAGUGUUGGAGAUGACCAGCUCAUGUUGGAUGACGCGCCAGAGGGCGCGGAAAUAGGAGGACCUGCCAUUGUCGUUGGCAUCGAGAUACAGCCUGCUGCACAAGUCAAGGCCUUGCUGGCAGAGCAAAAGGCAAGCUCGUCGAAUCAGUUGGUGCCGUCCAACCAUUCAGCCACUGCCUCGCCAGUCACAACGAAAAUACUUGCCCAGCGCAUUAUUGCCAACGCUUUCAAUUUCCUUGCGUCAUUUGGUAGCGACACUGUCCCGCUCAAAGCCUUUGAAGCCUGGUGGGCUAAAUUUGAAAGCAAGGUCAACAACGACCCCAGUUUCUUGGAGCGUCCACAAGACUGA